Molecule: messenger RNA, 1266 nt
Organism: Vitis vinifera (wine grape)
Lineage: Eukaryota; Viridiplantae; Streptophyta; Magnoliopsida; Vitales; Vitaceae
Exons: 10
Coding region: 37-1059 (340 amino acids)
Biological process (GO): secondary metabolic process
Cellular component (GO): cytoplasm
Molecular function (GO): hydrolase activity; carboxy-lyase activity
Source: RefSeq, a predicted model, not a curated record
AGCCCUUGGUUUAUUACAAAACUAUUCCCAUCUCCAAUGGCAGUGAGGCUGAAGCCAUUGCUGCCACUCUCUGUCGUCCCUCACAAUUCAAACCCCUCAAACCUCUUUUUCCCAUUUUCAAAGAAAUCCCAUUUCCAAGCCUCUGCAGCAAAAAUGGCUGCAAAUGAAGUUCAGAGCAAAGCCUCUUCCAAUGCCAAAAUAAUUGAUUCUCAUCUUCAUGUAUGGGCAUCUGCUGAAGAGGCAGCAGAUAAAUACCCUUAUUUUCCAGGCCAAGAACCCACUUUACCUGGACAUCUCCAGUUCUUGCUCCAGUGUAUGGAAGAAGCACAUGUAGAUGGUGCGCUAAUUGUGCAACCUAUCAAUCAUAAAUUUGAUCAUUCUUUAGUGACAAGUGUCUUAAAGAAACACCCUUCCAAGUUUGUCGGUUGUUGCCUUGCAAAUCCAGCAGAAGAUGGAAGCGGUGUUAAGCAGCUUGAACAUCUUGUUUUGAAGGAUGGUUAUCGUGCAGUUCGCUUCAAUCCAUAUUUAUGGCCAUCUGGUCAGCAGAUGACCAAUGAAAUUGGAAAGGCUAUGUUCUCAAAAGCAGGGGAGCUUGGAGUGCCAGUGGCUUUCAUGUGUAUGAAGGGUCUCAAUCUGCAUAUUUCUGAAAUUGAGAAACUCUGCAAAGAGUUCCCUUCAACGGUUGUAUUGCUUGACCAUUUGGCUUUCUGCAAACCACCAACAAAUGACGAGGAAAAUCAAGCCUUCUCUAAUCUUUUAAAACUUUCCAGAUUCCCACAGGUUUAUGUAAAAUUCAGUGCCCUAUUCAGGGUGUCAAGACUGCCACCUCCAUACCAGGACUUAGCUCCCCUUCUUUCCCAAGUUGUUUCCAGCUUUGGUGCCAACCGUGUCAUGUGGGGCAGUGACUUCCCAUUUGUUGUUCCUGAAUGCGGAUAUAAAGGAGCAAAAGAAUCAGUGUCUCUCAUUGCCAAUGAGAUACCUCUUUCAUCCUCAGAGUUGGAGUGGAUCAUGGGUAGAACGGUUAUGGAACUCUUCCAGGGACAAUGGCUUCCUUCUUAGACAACCCAUUUCCAACUCUUCUGCAUGCUUAUGAAAAGUAGGUACACUGCCAAAUACUACUUGUACCGAAGAUGUUUGCUUUUCUGAAGUAUAAAAUGGAUGAUAUAUAUACUUAGCUGGCCAUCUUUUGACGAUGAACAGAAAGCAGAGAACACCAGUGUUGUUUCUUUUGAUGAUAUAAGGUGAAUAAUGCUUGAAUUUUGGCCC